This is a messenger RNA of Magnolia sinica, 2558 nucleotides long. RefSeq names its product probable pre-mRNA-splicing factor ATP-dependent RNA helicase DEAH4. The transcript is spliced from 16 exons. The record is from RefSeq and is a predicted model, not a curated record. Gene Ontology annotation, molecular function: RNA binding; ATP hydrolysis activity. Gene Ontology annotation, cellular component: intracellular anatomical structure. The coding region runs from base 144 to 2252 and encodes 702 amino acids. NCBI's taxonomy places the organism in Eukaryota, Viridiplantae, Streptophyta, Magnoliopsida, Magnoliales, Magnoliaceae.
AGGACCUUAAAACCCUUCAUUUUCAAAAACCGAAAAAAAAAAACCAAUUCAAAACCCUAAACCCAUCUCUCUCCUCCUCCAAAUUCCCUUGAAAUUCUCACCAUUUUCUUCUGUAAUUCCUUUGACCGCUCCUUCGAGCAUCCAUGGCUGAUCUCCCGAUCCUCAAAUUCGAAGAGAAAAUCGUUGAAACCGUGGAGAAGAACCCUGUCGUCGUCGUAAUCGGAGAAACCGGUUCAGGAAAGAGUACCCAGCUGUCUCAGAUCCUCCACAGGAGUGGCUACACCAAAUCCGGUAUCAUUGCUGUCACUCAACCCCGCCGAGUUGCCGCUGUCUCCGUUGCAAGGCGGGUUGCACAUGAACUUGGGGUUCAGCUUGGAGAGGAAGUGGGCUAUGCCAUUCGAUUUGAAGAUCGGACUUCAGAUAAAACUAUUAUUAAAUACCUUACUGAUGGGUGUCUACUUCGUGAGAGCCUCUCUAAUCCAGAGCUAAAUCAAUAUUCAGUAAUUAUAUUGGAUGAAGCUCAUGAGAGAAGUCUAAACACUGACAUAUUGUUGGGGCUGAUGAAACGCUUGGUUAGGAUGGAUUCCUCAAGUUUAAAGGUUCUGAUCACUUCUGCAACUUUGGAUGGUGGCAAGGUAUCAAGAUUUUUCUCCAAUUGUCCUGUACUGACCGUCCCUGGGAAGUUAUUCCCUGUGGAAGUAUUGUACAGCAGAGAGCGCCCUAAAAGCUAUAUUGAAUCUUCUUUGAAAACAGCUCUUGAUAUACACAUCAGGGAACCACGAGGAGAUGUCCUGAUAUUUAUGACAGGACAGGAUGAUAUAGAAAAAAUGGUGUCAAAGUUGGAGGAGAAAGUUCAAAGCCUAGAGGAAGGAUCUUGUAUGGAUGCCUUAAUCCUUCCGCUUCAUGGUUCUUUACCUCCUGAAAUGCAGGUACGUGUAUUCAGUCCAGCUCCUUCAAAUUGUAGGCGGUUUAUUGUUGCCACAAAUAUUGCUGAAACUUCUUUGACUGUUGAUGGUGUUGUGUAUGUUAUUGAUUCUGGAUAUGUGAAGCAACGACAAUACAACCCAUCAACUGGCAUGUAUUCACUUGAUGUUGUCCAGAUCAGUAGAGUCCAAGCUGAUCAGCGUGCGGGACGAGCUGGACGAACUUGUCCUGGAAAGUGCUACCGACUUUACCCCUCUGCUGUCUACCACGAGGAAUUUCUUGAUGCGACAAUCCCUGAGAUACAGCGGUCUUCUCUUGCUGGAACUGUUCUCUAUCUGAAAUCACUAGACCUCCCAGAUAUCAAUAUUCUCAAAUUUGAUUUUCUUGAUCAACCUUCAAGUGAGUCACUAGAAGAUGCUUUAAAGCAGUUGUACCUCAUUGAUGCAAUUGAUGAAAAUGGAUUGAUAACACACAUUGGACGGACAAUGUCUGAGCUUCCGUUGGAGCCUUCACUUUCUAGGACAUUAAUCGAGGCAAAUGAGCUUGGAUGUUUAUCCCAAGCUUUGACUGUUACUGCAAUGUUAUCCGCAGAAACCACUCUAAUUUCUACUCGGAGUAAGAACAGUGAGAAGAAGAGGAAACGUUCUUCGUCGGACCUUCCAGAUGGUUCUGGCUGGGGUGAUCACAUCCAAUUGCUCCAAAUAUAUGAGAAAUGGGAUCGAGCUAAUUAUGAUCCACAAUGGUGCAUUGAUAACAACUUGCAGGUGCGAGGUAUGAUGUUUACAAAGGACGUCAGAAAACAGUUAUGUCAGAUACUGCAGAAAAUAGCGAAAGGACCAUUAGAUGUACAAUCAAAUCGAAGGUCAAAAGAAAAGACAGAUGACUACAAAAGCUUGAGGAGGGCCCUGUGUGCUGGCUACGGAAAUCAGCUUGCGGAGCGGAAAAUCCAUCACAAUGGCUACCGAACUCUAGGCUACAAAUCACAACUCGUUCAGGUGCAUCCAUCCUCAGUGCUUGAAAUGGAUGAAGAUGGAAACAUGCCCAACUAUGUUGUGUACCAUGAAUUGAUUGCUACCUCUCGCCCUUUUAUGCGAAACGUGUGUGCGGUCGAGAUGUCAUGGGCCAUCCCAAUCUCAAGGAAACUAGAAAAAAUGGAUGUCAACAAGCUCAGUGGCGGUUCCAGUGCUUCUGGGGAAUAUGGACCUAAGGGGGACGAACAGUUAGGCUCGCCAAAGAAAGAAGUCGAUAUCAGUAAAUCUCCUGAUGAUCAUGACAGCAGAAUACAAGCUGCUCGGGAACGCUUUCUUGCUCGGAAAUCAAAGAAGUAGCAGAAUCCUAUUGAAUAUCAAUCAGAUUACCCAUCAAAAUGAGAGAUGGAAAUUCACGAAGGAGAAGCGUGCUGUUCAGCUCUGGAAUGUGGCAAGCAAAUGUGGGUUUGAUUCUCUGCCAUGAUGGUUUUUAUUAUUGCUUGAAACCGAUCGGCAACAGGUCAGCAUGUCUGUAUCCAACAGAGCUGGGUGCUGCGAUAUGAGGGAUUUGUAACAGAUUCUGGUAUCCCUUGUCUGCAUAUAUGAAUAAAUUGUUACCAACGAAAAAGGCAAAUUGAAAUGAAAUAUUUUAUGUUUGACCAUCUA